AUGCUAAGCGCUACGUCCUCCAACCUAGGCACUAACGCCGACAACUAUGCCGAGCAAUCUCCCUCCCCACUCCCAUUAACAACCUACUUGUGCACUUCGUGCCAGAUCUCCUUCCAAAAUGGGCAGGAGCAGCGCAUACACAUGAAAGAGCCAUGGCACGUGUACAACCUUAAGCGGCGUAUUGCAUCGUUACCGCCGAUCCCCCUCGAUGGAUUCGAUAUACAGAUCGAGAGAAAGAUUGACAUCAGCGAGGCAUCUACUAGCAGAAGGAGCAGCAGCAGCAGCAGCAGCGACGAGGAGGUCUCGGACAACGAGGGCGAGCAAAGCGCAUCGCCCUUCCAAUGUCUGUUCUGCAGCCGGGGCUUCGCAAGCGACGACGCCGGCUUCGCAACGAACCUUGAGCACAUGCGUACAGCCCACCGGAUGUCCAUCCCAGACCCGGAGAUGGUGGUAGACAUGCAGAGCUUCGUGGGGUACCUGGCCACGGAGGUCCGGGAGUGGCACGAAUGCCUCUACUGCGGCGCCACGAAGCCCUCGACCCUGAGCAUACAGAGCCACAUGAGGGACAAGGGACACUGUCUCUUGAACUUGGAUAGGGAACCGGAACUGCUCGACUUCUGGGAGAGCCCGCGAUGGGUCGACGGGGACGGCGCCGCCGCGCUGGAGCAGGAACGCCCGACUAACCUAUCGACGACGGAGAUCCGCUUUGCCUCUGGCAGGGUGAUCGGCUCGAGACAUGCUGCUCCCGCGACUAGGAAAGCGUCCAGGAAACGGGGUCUCGCGAUGAGAGCUUUGCCCCCGGGUUCCGAGAAUGCAGAAUCGUCGCCACUGGCCGUCGGACCGCAGCUGGCGUCGGGUCGACAACUGGCGCGUCGUGAAGAGAUGAGCAUACUAGGCGUUUCUGUGCAACAGCGGCAGGCGCUCGUCUUGGCUGAGAAGAAGGCACAGAGGAGCGAGGCGGUGGCUCGCCGGGCGAGGGAAUGGGUGUAUGCAAAGGGGGCGAAUUCGCAGAAGUUUGAUCAGGUGGAUAAUCAGAUGAAGUGGGGGAAGCAGAAUCACAAAUUGCUGCCUAGAUAG
Messenger RNA from Coniosporium apollinis CBS 100218, 1077 nucleotides. RefSeq lists its product as uncharacterized. The record is from RefSeq and is a predicted model, not a curated record. Bases 1 to 1077 code for a protein of 358 amino acids. NCBI's taxonomy places the organism in Eukaryota, Fungi, Ascomycota, Dothideomycetes. Gene Ontology annotation, cellular component: preribosome, large subunit precursor. The transcript has 2 exons. Gene Ontology annotation, biological process: ribosomal large subunit biogenesis.